AUGAUAACAAUAAUAUCAAAAGACAAUGUAAAAAUUUCUAUUUCUAACUAAAUUAUUGAGUUAUCAAAAGGUUUAGAGCCUUAUUCAUAAGAUAAAAAUAUCAUUUUUGAAGAUAUAGUGACUGGAGAUUUUUUACAAACAUUUAAAUUGUUUUAUGAAGAAUUCUAAUUUGAUGUUGAAAAAAUGAAAUUCCCAAAACCUAUUCAAAUAAAAGAAAAUGAAAAAGUAUUUGGAAAAAUCUUAUCUGAACAUAUUAAACCAUUUAUGGAUAUUGCAAUCAGAGAAAAAAAUAUUGAUAUAUUUAUUUAAUUUAUUUAAGGAGCUCAUUUAUUUUAAGCAAAACAUUUCAUAGAAUUUAUUAACUGUUGUUUAGCAAUGAUUAUAUAAUUUAAGGGGCAAUCAGAAUAUGAUAUAAAAUAAUUUUAAAAAGAUUGGAAUCUUUCUGAUUAAUAAUAAGACUCAUAAUUUAACUAGUAAAAAUUUUAUAUUAUUUAGAAUAUUUUUUUAGAAAUUAUAAAAUAAAUAUAUUUAAGUAUUAUCUACAAAAGAAGGGGAACAAUAGGUUCAAUAAAUACCUAUGGAAGAAGAUUUAUUUGGCGAUGAAUGGUGA
This is a messenger RNA of Paramecium sonneborni, 610 nucleotides long. The record is from the annotation of a GenBank genome assembly. Lineage: Eukaryota; Ciliophora; Oligohymenophorea; Peniculida; Parameciidae.